AUGUUUCAGGCGCUGCUACUUGCACGACUGGGCGGUGGGGUCCUCAGCCUCCUCGCGCUGACACUGUCGCUCCAGAACAUCUGGCUGCACUUGCGACACUAUGUUCGUCCAGAGUACCAGCUUUACAUUUGUCGAAUCCUAGGUAUGGUUCCGGUAUACUCGUUGUCUUCUUGGCUUUCUCUCUUGAUACCGGAAAUGGCGCUGUACUUUGAUCUGGGGCGCGACUCGUACGAGGCCUACACCCUGUACUCGUUCGUGGCGCUGCUUAUCAACGUAGCGGGCGGGGAACGCUCUCUGGCGUAUCUGCUGGAGUUGAAACCCCCCUUACCACACCCUUGGCCCAUGAACUGGUGUUUCCAACCGGAGGUACUGGGCGCUCGAUUCCUGCAGAAAGUGCGCCUCGCGGUGUUGCAGUUCGUGUUGUUGAAACCGCUCACUGCCGCCGUAGCAGUGCUCCUGAACCGGCACGGUUGGUAUGUACAGCCCAAGACGCCAACUGCUUCGCCUUUCUGGUGCUAUGGUUAUCCGUACAUUUGGAUUGUGGUGAACCUCAGCGUUUCGUGGGCGCUAUACUGGAUGGUUAUGUUGUAUUUGGCAACGGAGGACUUGUUGCAGGCUUUCCGCCCGCUUCCCAAGUUCCUCUGCGUGAAGGCAGUCAUAUUCUUCAGUUGGUGGCAGGGUGUGGUGCUCGGCUUGCUCGUGCAGUGGCACUGGCUCACCGAUGUUGGUGACUUUACCUCCGAUAGUGUGGCAACCGGCAUUCAGGAUCUGUUGAUCUGCUUGGAAAUGUUCGUGGCAGCCAUCGUUCAUCAUUUCGUAUUUUCGUGGCGGGACUUUGAGGACUAUGCACCGGAUCCCUCACGAGCGGUGCUACGCAACUUUGGAGAGCUUGUCGACAUUCGCGAUAUGCUUUCGGACGCAAAGAAUGCACUCUAUGGGCCGCGACACGAGAAAGAACUUCGAGACCGCGAACCGAUGAUUCCGAAAAGCCACCUGACCAGCUUUGGUGAGGUCUAUCGGCAUUCAUCUUCAUUGGAAACUGCUGCAACGAAUCAGUUCAUGUCGGCAGGCAAACGUGAAGACGUCGAAGGUGCUCGAACUGCUCGUGCGCUCCGAGAAGCAGCCAAACAACUUCGACGAACGGAUGGAUCGUUGCGAUGGGAACGCGCACCGGAUGCGGCAUCGACUUCAGGUUCCACAGCGCUUCCAGAGUCGCUGGCUUUACCCUGA
Molecule: messenger RNA, 1230 nt
Organism: Cyanidioschyzon merolae strain 10D
Lineage: Eukaryota; Rhodophyta; Bangiophyceae; Cyanidiales; Cyanidiaceae
Exons: 1
Coding region: 1-1230 (409 amino acids)
Biological process (GO): transport
Molecular function (GO): transporter activity
Source: RefSeq, a predicted model, not a curated record